AUGAUAUACUCAAACCCAAGACAGAUGGAGGUUCCAAACCUGGAUCUUCUUACUCUCUUAUUCGAUUUUGAAGAAUCCCAAGCAAAAGAAGACGCGCCGAUAUUUGCUGAGGCUAAAUACCCUUCUCAUGUCAUCACCAAGGCACGCGCUCGCGAUUUAACGCGCCAAUUCGCCUACUUCCUUCGCCAUCAAUUCGGCAUUGGGAAAGAUGGGUCUGAAAAAGACGUGGUUGUCACGAUAUCUACUGGGCAAUCUGCGCUAGCUUGCAUAUUUUAUGCUGUGCUUGCUGCAGAUGGCAUUUACUCAGCCGCGUCGCCUUCCUCCACGGUGUCAGACUUAACAAGACAGAUCAAAGACGGACCUGGUAGGAUCGUUGUAUGCAGCGAAGAUGUGAAAGGUGUUGCUUUGAGUGCUGCUCGCAAUGCCGGACUACCUGAAAGAAAUGUUCUCGUGUUGAAGUCAUACCCAGAGAUCCAGUUGGUGAGCGCCGAUGGCACAGCGGCAUGCGACUUCAAAGGAUCACUGGACUGGAGACGAAUUACUGAUCCGAAAGAGCUUGAAGAGAGCAAGGUAUGCAUUAUGUACUCAUCAGGUACUACUGGGCUACCAAAAGGCGUCCUCAUAUCUCACAUGAACAUGGUUUCUGAAUGCUAUCUUCCCAGCACUAUGGGCCGCGAAUCAUGGUCCAAAAUGGGCAUGUCUUUCCCCAGGUCCACGCUCGGCCAUCUGCCCCCAGCUCACAUCGCUGGCUUGCAAAGUUACUUCAUAAAUUGUGUCUACGAAGGAGCCGUCAUAUAUUGGAUGCAAAGUUUUAACUUUGAUGAUUUCGUUCGAUAUUUCGCGGAGCUUAAACUGACAUUCUUCUUCUCUGUACCGCCUAUAUACAUGGCGAUUGCAAAGCAUCCAGCUGUCAAGGACCAAUUCAAGACCGUUGAGUAUGCUACGGCUGCUGCAGCGCCGAUGAGCUAUGAAAUACAAGAGUCGGCCAGCAAGAAGCUCAAAGGCAUUGUUUAUCAAGUUUGGGGAUUAAGUGAAACAACUGGUGCUGUCACUUAUACUCCACCGGAGCGGAAGGAUACUAUGGGGAGCUUGAGCCCACUCUUACCAAACGUUAGCCUAAGGCUUGUGGACGAGAAUGACAACGACGUCAAGGAGGGAGAACCAGGCGAGGCAUUGCUAAAAGGUCCAAUGGUCACCAAAGGGUAUCACAACAAUCCCGAAGCCAAUAAGUCAUCCUUUACCGCUGAUGGAUGGUUCCGGACUGGCGAUAUUCUCAAAAUGGAAGGAGAUGUUCUAUACAUGGUAGACAGAAAGAAGGAACUGAUCAAAUACAAGGGACUUCAGGUUGCCCCAGCCGAGCUUGAGGGCGUUCUAACAUCACACCCAUCCGUUGCUGACGCUGCAGUGAUUGGCACAGAUAGAGAAGACACGGAAGUGCCCACAGCAUACGUUGCCCUUGUGCCUGCAGCGAAAGGAAAGGUAUCCGAGAGCGAACUUAUUGACUAUAUUAAAAACAAAGUCGCGGACCAUAAGCGACUAAGGGGUGGUGUAAUCUUUAUUGAUGCGAUUCCUAGAAGUCCUACAGGCAAAAUCCUGAGAAAGGAUCUGAGAGCACUGUAUAACCGCCAGACAAAGUCGAAAAUUUAG
Molecule: messenger RNA, 1647 nt
Organism: Trichoderma breve
Lineage: Eukaryota; Fungi; Ascomycota; Sordariomycetes; Hypocreales; Hypocreaceae
Product: AMP-binding enzyme domain-containing protein
Exons: 5
Coding region: 1-1647 (548 amino acids)
Biological process (GO): secondary metabolic process
Molecular function (GO): CoA-ligase activity
Source: RefSeq, a predicted model, not a curated record